CCCAAAAACAUGAACCGUAUCCUCCAGAAACUGAUUAGAACAAGGAUGAGUUUAUGAAAUUCGGGUAUGGGCGACCAUGUCGGACUACAGCUCCCGGCAUGCCAAGCGGCCGGACUACAGCUUCCGGCAUGCGCCGCGGCCGUACCACAGCGCCCGGCGUGUCCCGCGCUUGCAACAUGGCGGCGCCCAGGGGCGGCUCGGGCUCCGACAGCGACACCGGCUCGGAGUCGGACAGCGGCGGUGAAGCGGCCGCGCGGUUCCGAGAAGCUGCCUGGGACUGCAGCGCGCAGGCGGCGGCGGCGGCACGGGCGGAGCCGCGCGGCGGGGGCUUUAGAAAGGAUCGAUUGCAGCCUAAAGAUCAGCCAAGCCUGAGGCGUGAGGCACUCGGCCGCCAGGAGGGUGACAAUGAGCUGCAGACGACUCCAGAGUUCAGAGCACACGUUGCAAAGAAACUGGGAGCCAUGCUAGACAGUUUCAUCACUGUCUUGAAGGACUCAUCAGGACCAUCACAGACCUCGGUGGCACAGUCUGACUCUGAAGAUGAUGGUUUUCGCCUCUUCUCUUCCUCUGUCCCUGGAGACUGUAGAAAGCCAGAGCCUUGCCCUGCAGCAAGGAGGAGGAGGCCAGUUAGCUCCAGUGACACAGACAGUGACCAAGAGUGGCAAAGGUACCAGGAGGCUGCCGUGUCAGCUGCGGAUAUUCUGAAGCAAAGUGCUUUUCCUGCAUUGUCCCAGGGUUCCAGCCAGGAUCAGAGUCAGGGUUAUGUAGAGCCCAACCAGAAAAAAAAGAAGAAAAAGAAAAUUAGGAGAGAGAACAAUAUUCAAGAGAAAAUAAUAGACUCAGCAGAGUGUGACCAGAUCUGCAAAGAUUUGCCUCGGUCGGUGUCUGCAAAUGGCCAGCAGGAGAGACAUGACAGCAGUCACAGAGAGAACUCUGCGCUGCCAGGAGCUGUGAAGAAGAAAAAGAAGAAGAAAAAAGAAUGAUGAGUUUGCUCUGCAAAUGGCAGGUGGUUGUGAUGGGUGAAGGGAACUGAAAGAAAACCUAACAAGAGUUGCUGCAGAUGAGGGAAAAAUAAUUGGCAAAGCUUCUGUUCUGAAAGCUCAGUGGCCUGAGAGACUAAUUAAGUGACUUCCUGUGCUACUGGUGUCCCCGAGGAAGGGAACAUUGUUCUCCUCACACAGCAGUUGUCUGUGCUGCUGCUUGUGCAGGCCCAAUCUAAAAGGAUUAAAUACUGUGCCAGACUUGCAUGGCAGGGGGAUGUGAUCAUAGCUGCAUUCCUCCUGGUCUGUUCCUUGGCAUCAUGAAAUCCUUCUGGAGAAAGUAUAUGAUGAAUUGAAUUUGGUUUACAUGGCAACAGCUGUUUGCAACAGAGACAACUAGGCUGUAGCUGUCCAGCCACAUGGAAUGGAGUUUCAACUCUUUUCGCUAGGGCUGCCAAACUAAGGAAUUUGAAUUAGUGAGAGAGGUAGAAGGUUUCACAUAUUACUGCCCAUUUCCCACAACUGUCCAGACCCUGUUCCUGUAAAUCAGCAGGUCUCUCCAGCACCCCAGUUUGUUUUUUUUUUUUUUGUUUGCACAGAAUUCAUAUCCAUAUCAUAAUCUUGGGAAGAAAUGGAAAUUAGUUCACAGCUGUCAUCAUGGAACAAAACAAGGCCUCUUUCUUCCUGGGGAAAAAAGU
Messenger RNA from Ficedula albicollis (Collared flycatcher), 1678 nucleotides. It is a transcript of the gene C15H12orf43, whose product is annotated as chromosome 15 open reading frame, human C12orf43. Lineage: Eukaryota; Metazoa; Chordata; Aves; Passeriformes; Muscicapidae. Gene Ontology annotation, biological process: negative regulation of Wnt signaling pathway; Wnt signaling pathway; Spemann organizer formation. The coding region runs from base 54 to 983 and encodes 309 amino acids. The transcript is spliced from 7 exons. The record is from RefSeq and is a predicted model, not a curated record.